This is a messenger RNA of Cladocopium goreaui, 5136 nucleotides long. Lineage: Eukaryota; Dinophyceae; Suessiales; Symbiodiniaceae. The record is from the annotation of a GenBank genome assembly.
AUGAUUUUGGAGGAUCAACGGCUUGAUGUCUCCAUGGAAUCCUCACGGCAUUCGAGGUACCAGCACCCGGACCUCCAAGGGUCCGAUGUCCCAGGGGUCCAAACGGGGUCCGACGAAACAAGCCAGAAUGAACCUUGUUAUAGCGAUGACGUUUUCCCGGACUGGCGGACGUCCCUUGGAUCAGCUGGAGAUUUCCUUUCACUUUAUCAUUCCAAGGUUGACGUGCUGUCGUCAGCAGCGGAACAUCAACGGCUACCUGCGAGGCUAUCAGGCGCGAUCAACGUGCAGGAAGCCACAGGUCUGCAAGGGCCAACAACCGACAAACAUUUCGCAGAGGCGAAGUUGUUGAAAGCUUCACCAACUGGGGAGAUCCAUAGAGAUUUACGUGGCCAAAGUGAUGAAUUUUUGUGGUCUGCUGGGACUGAGUUUGCAGAGAAUGGCAUCAUUUUGGGAAAGCUCUGGUUCGCUUCAUGUUGCACCGUAUGCUAUCCCGGACAGGUGAUCAAGGACUGCCACGCCUACGACGCAGGAUACUGCGAAGACUGCCCUGUUGGAAGGUUCAAUCUUUACACCUAUGCGGGAAGCGAAUGUGAGCCCUGCCAACCUUGUGAAGCUGGCAGGGUGCGCCGCCGCUGUGGACCUUCGACGCAGGGAACUUGCAAUGAAUGUGAAGCAGGGAAGGAAUACAAAUUGAAGGGGUUGGAAGGAUCCUAUACGGAUCCAUGCUUGCCCUGUGAGGAGUGUCCUACGGGCCAUAUGCGCGUGGGCUGUGGUGGUGCCAGUCCGGGAUAUUGUGCACCUUGUCAGGGUGGAAGCUUCUUUGCCGCGCCUUUUUGUCGGAACUGCUUUACCUGCUUCCCUUUGGAACGCAUUCGACAUGGUUGCGGUGGACAGCAACAAGGAGUUUGCACCGAAUGCAGCAAAGGAAGGUAUGAGGACCGAACAGCAGACCCGAGACGAGACAUUUUGACCAACGGAACGGCUGGUAGAUCUGAGUUGGCAGACGUCUCAGAAGCAUGUUUAGAAUGUGCCCAAUGCACCGAACCAACUUCCACAGAGCUGGUUGAGGGGCUACAGCUUACCGGUGCUUGGGCGCGGAUUGGUUGCGGCGGCAUGGCUUCCGGCCGCUGUGUCAGGAUGGCUACCGGAUUGGAGCUGCAGGAUGUCCCACGCUGUCCUUCCAGCGUUGAUACUGAAGCACUCUGUGAGGGUUCAGAGAUUGCAGCAAGGUGGAGCAUUCAAGGCCUUUCGCAGCGGCAACUGGAUGCAACGUAUGGUGACUGCACAGUUGCAACUGGACUUUGCCUCAGUGGUUUCUUCCGUGUGAAGUUGAUGCAACGUCAAGUGGAUGCUUUCGAUGGUGUGGAGAUGGCGGAGCUUGGGGACUUCUUCAGCGCAGAGCUCGAGCACCUUUCCAGUUUGGACGGAGCAAAUGCUGUGAUGGUGAAGAGGGGCCUUCAGCUCCCCACUGGCCUUCCAGAGGCCUCAGGCUACUUCCUGCGAGUCUUCUUCUACGACGCUGGCGGGUGCGCCGCUGCGCCGCGUAUGAUCUCAACCGGCAGCCACUGGGGCACCAUGGAAGCUGGGUCCUUCAUCCAGGAUUUUAGUCUGGAAGGACGAGAACUUCUCGUGAAGGAAGCACUGGAAUUGACCAGUGAAGACAUCUCAGGGGGUCUCUGGGAGGAUGCGUUUGCACGCGUCAGUGAAACUUGUGCCACUACUGCGACUCCCAGCAGCUGGAUUGCUUGUGAGACAGCCAAGGCUGCAGAUCGGCUUCCCUGCGAUGGGAAUGUUCGGACCAAUCGACCAAGGCCAAUGCCUCUGUUGCACUCUGCAGGGAGUGCUGAGGUGGCUGCCAUGGGUGCUGCCUUCUCGGUGAAUGAGGCUGGCGAUAGAUUGGUGGACAUCGAGCAGAUCUACAAUGCUAUUGUGGACAAGAUCCCAGAAAACGCCACAGUCUGGCAACACUUGAUGCAGCCCCUCUUCGUUGGACAAAGUCUGGUUGGCAGCGUUGGACUUUUGGAGAACACCACGACCACAAGCACAAUGUUUCCCAUGUUCACCGCUCAGGAGGCGAAGGCCCGUCUAGAGCUGUUGAAGAGUGGCGCACAGGAGCUAUCAACAGCUGCUACUGCGCUGCACCAGCAAUGGGCUUCCGAAAUUUCCAGUGGCGCCCGGCUGUUGCCGCCGAAAUUGCAAAAUCUCCAGGAGAUUGAUCGUUUGACGGGUGAAAGCACCAAAAAUGCCACCUUUGACGUGGUUCGCAUGGCUCAAGCCAUUACUUGGAAACUUUCCCAUGAGCUCAGCGAUAUGAAGAACUCUGCGACCCUGUCGUUGGAUGACAAGGAGACAAAGAUGGGGGAACUUCUUCAACGUAUAGGAUCUAUGGCCCUGAUGCUUCUUGGCACCUGGGGAAAUUCCUGGUACCAUGGGAUCGAUUGGCGCUUGAAAUGCCAGGUGCGUGAGGGUGAUGAGUUGCAGUGGCCGCCCUUGAUGACGGGCUCAGCUCUGGGGGGGGCAGAGCCACCGCCUGGAGCCAUUCCGGUGGCAGAAGCCAGGAAUCGACUGUGGAAGAACUUCGAAGAGGUGGCCCAGUCUUGCUUUAGCUAUGCGGAUGAGCUCCUACUGGCCAUCAGCACACGGACAACCACCACAGCAUCUACAACACCCACACCCACCACAUCCACCACGCCUGUUGCAUCGACAACCGAGGAUUCAGGCGGCUCGAGAAGGCUUAGCUUCUCUACCAGGAGUUUGGAUCGGGUGCUGCCAAUGGUGCGAAAAGUGCUCGUUGAGGUUGAAGGUUUCACCGAGCAGGUGGUGGAGCCCCUAACCCGUGAUGGCGCUUUGCUGCUGGCUGGAGAUUUGCCAAACAUUUCCUUCCCAGGCACUGGAAGUUGCAGCGUCCGUGGCUGGUGCCUGUCCUUUGCGACCGAAUUCUUUGAUAAAGACGUCAUUCUCUCGGAUGUUUGGGAAGGUUUCGGAGCCCAAGCCGUGCGACCUUGGAUCGAUCCUCGCAUCGAAGAUUUACGCCUCAAGGACGCUUCAGAGGAGGUUCUGGCGUUGGUGUGGGGUCGGCUGCGGAUCUUGGAGGAGAUUUUACUGGAGGUCGUGGACCUAAGAUAUGUGCAGCAGCAACCGAGCAUCGGGUCCGAGAUUGCCAGCUCAUCAGAGAAGCUGUCCAUGCACUUGUCACGACUCCUGACUUGGUCAGAGGCGCCGCAGAAUGUGACCAUCUUGAGCGAUCGUCCUGAUGCCUUGUGGCACUGGCAGGAGCUCAAACGUCUCCAGACGUUUCUCACCGCGGCGCGGCGCAGCGCCGCCCUGUUGGCCCGGCGACGCCUGGGCCGCAUCGAAGCCUUGGCAGCGUGGCUGGCGCGACAGAGGGACGAUGGAUAUUUCUUGGGCCCCGCAGGGUGGAGCUGGCGUCAGCCCUGGACUGCUUGGAGUCCGAGGCAGCCUGGUAGUAGCAGUGGAGCCUUCUUUGCGGCCAACGAUGCCGCAAGGAAUAAGCUCCAGCAAUCCAUUGACGAUCAGGAGCUCUUGGCAGCGACCAGCGGCUCACAAGCAUAUUUACGAAUUGACGCCACGUCGACGAAUCGACCGGUGGCAUUUGCAGGGCUGCUGAAGAGCGGCAGCACCAUUCUACGUAUUCGAGCACCAGGUGAUAAGCCUCAUUUGAUGAUGCAUGCAGAGGCAAAAGCCUUCCUUCUGUCGCCUGACAAUUUGGUGUCGCCACUGCAAGCUGGUGAGGAGACGGGUGAGGCGCCUAGUGGGACUUAUGCACAAGCGCACGUGGAGUUGAGGUUGAAGCGAUUGGUGGGCGCCUUUGACGUCACCAACACUGCGGUCGAGCCCACCAUGGAAGGCUCCUUGCCCUUCGUCACGCGCCAUGAGCGCCGCAACUGCGAAGUGCUGCCGGAGGUCUUUGCAGAGAGGCAUCCUGAGAUUGUUCCGGCAGCCCUGCUACCCUUGGAUGGAUUUUGGGUCCUAACUGCUCGGGACGGAACCAACGCUCGGUUUCUGAACAUCGAUGAAGGGACCACCAUCCGACUGCUCUUCCAACUGGACGUACCGUCAGGGACACCUCCAUGGCGACUACUGGAAGACACCACGGAUGUCCUCUACAAGUUGCCUGGAGACGGUGACUUGGGCUACAGGUGUUUGCGAAAACUUGCAGCCAAUCUUUGGCACAUGGCCGGAGACUUGCCGCACAAAGAGACCAGCACAUUUCCUCCAACCACUCGAACCACCUUAUACACCGUCACAGCCACCACUCGAGCUGUCUUUCUCACCACAACGCGCGAUCCAGUGGUUGUGAUCCCUGCAGAGGAUGAAGGGCUGGUCCUGGCGCCUCGACUCACCACAAUACCUCCACGAGCAGCUCCCCAAGAACCCUGGACACCACCUGUUUGGCUUUGGGCUGGUCUUUUCGUGCUGGCUCUGGCCGGUUGCGGCUUGGGCGUACGUUUCUACAUCAAGCGCCGACGACGCCGGUUACUGGAGGUGCUGCCCGAAGAGUUAGAGGAGGGAAAGGGAAAGAAGGACGAGAAGAUGGAGAAGGUCGCGCCCACCAUCCUUCAGGAGAACAGGGACGGCACCUUGCGCGGCGCAGCUGAUGCGAAGUCCUCCAAUCAGUACGCCAUGGCAAAGAAGAACGCCAAGAAGCAGGCUUCCAAAAAGGGCAGCAGUUGGGAGAUUUCAGACACACCCAGAGACAAAGACGAGGACGAUGCCUGGUCUGAAGCUUCUACACCUGAAGGUUCUGAAGAAAGCGGUGGCAGCAGUCGUUCUGGCUCGGCCAGUGACAGUGGCGGCUCCCAUGGCUCCCACAGCAGCCCUGCAGUGUCACCACGAACAGCUCUGGCACAGAAGGCCUUGCAGCAACACAUGCAGCAGUUCAGCCCGGAGCAGCUCGCAGCCAAUGCCCUGGGAAGCCAUGCGCAUCGUUUCAGUACGGAUCAGAUUGCUGCAAACGCCUUAGAGGCCCAUGCAGCACAGUUGGCGGACAGAGGAGCUUCCAAGACCUCCAAGGCCGAGAUCUUGGGAGACCUCCAGUGGGGUUCGCAAGGAUCAUACUACAGACCUGUGCCGCAUACAUAUGUAUAUAAUUUGUAUAUAUAUAUAUCUAUGUAA